This is a messenger RNA of Danio aesculapii, 1582 nucleotides long. Its product is annotated as serine/threonine-protein kinase pim-2-like. The record is from RefSeq and is a predicted model, not a curated record. Lineage: Eukaryota; Metazoa; Chordata; Actinopteri; Cypriniformes; Danionidae. Gene Ontology annotation, molecular function: ATP binding; protein serine/threonine kinase activity. The transcript is spliced from 6 exons. Bases 107 to 1507 code for a protein of 466 amino acids. Gene Ontology annotation, cellular component: cytoplasm. Gene Ontology annotation, biological process: regulation of mitotic cell cycle; protein autophosphorylation; negative regulation of apoptotic process.
AAUCUUCAGCACUCAUGUCAUAAUUGGAAUGCGAAUUCUAAGAACGCUUUACGAUAUUAGAAGCAGCGAAAUUCGAAUUGUGUCUUUGUAGCGAGUUAGGAGUUGAAUGUUUCAGCAGUGUUUACAGUGUGUGCAGCGACUUUUUGCGUUUAUUAUGGGACAGCGACAAUCUAGUAGAGAGAAAGUGGAGGGAGGAGUUGAGUGCGGGGACGGAGCCCAUCGCCGACCAGCACUGACUCCAACCGACCACACGGCGGAGCUCCAUCCUCGUUUUGACGAGACGCCUGUGGUGGUUGUAGAGGGAGGUAGAGAGGAGAAAGGAGGGAAGAAAACAAAAAAGAAGAGGCCAAAGAGGAGGGGUUUCAAGAGUUUGGCCUCUUUUUUCUCUUGUUUAUCCCCUCCCAAAUCCACCAGAGCUCAGGUGGAGCAGGGUGAGGUGGACCAGGACACUAAGACCCCAUACAAGAGGAGCACUGAGGAUCAGACUUCUCUGCAGGACAUUGUCUUUUCUGUGGAGGACAGUGUUCACCAGGAGCCUCCUAUCAGUGAUCCUGAUGUCCUUCCCGCUGCCGUGGAGGUAGUAGUGGAUGAAGUCCAACAUGAAGAUCAAGACAGUCCAGUCAGUUCGUUGGCAGAUGUGAGUGAAUCACAACUGCUGAAACAGCUGGACUGUACUGAGCUCAUAAAGACCAAGGAUGACAUUCGAAACAAGUACUCCAUCGGCAAAAAGAUGGGUGAAGGAGGAUGCGGCUCUGUUUAUGAAGGGACCCGCUGUGAAGACGGCCUUCAGGUGGCUGUGAAAUUCACAGCGAAGAUUGAAAACGAGCCGUACAUUAACCUUCCUGACCUUGCCAAUCCAGUUCCCCUUGAGGUGGCCCUUACAUUGCUGGCCAAUCAAGGGCCCAGCUGUAACAACAUAAUACAGCUGCUAGAUUGGGAAGACCAUCCUGACCGAUAUAUAAUGGUCUUAGAGCUGCCCUCACCCUGCAUAGACAUGCACCUGUUUUGGCUGCGUCAUGACAGAGUCUUCUCUGAGCUGGUGGCCCGUUAUUUUAUGCGCCAAGUGGUUGACGCUGCUGCUGUUUGCUGUUCUCGGGGAGUCUUUCAUCGGGACAUUAAAAUGCCAAACCUCUUGGUUAACACAGAGACCCUGGAGGUUAAACUAAUUGAUUUCGGCUGUGGAGACCUCCUGAGAUCAACAUCCUACAAAACCUACAGUGGAACAGCAAGGUACUGCCCUCCGGAGUUUAUUGACAUAGGAGAGUACCAUGGGAAAGAGGCGACAGUGUGGUCAUUGGGGGUCCUACUAUUCAGAAUGAUCACCAGCCUUUACCCAGACAGCAGUGACAUCUGUUACAUGGACAUUGAGCUCUGGUCCCAGUCGGGCUACUCAGAUGAAUGCUGCCGUUUUAUUCGGGGUUGCCUCAAGAGCAAUCCUGAGCAGAGGCUGCACCUGGAUGAGCUGCUCUCUCAUGACUGGUUCAAGAUACCACAUCUAUCUAGAUGAGCAGUUCCACAGCUCUGUGUUAAGGCUCUUUCAACCUCCCUGGUCCCAGAGGUUUCUGCUAAAGCUGCUGUUGUU